AUGAUACAAAUAAACAUUUCCGUUGUUGGCAGCAGCAAUAACGAAGACCUCAGUAGCUACAGUGCUGAAGAUUUAUCUGAUCCCAGUUCAAGCGUGGUAUCUUCAGAGGUGCCAGGACAAGGCGAUGUCUUGCAAGAACAUGGGGAACAAAGUGGCUCCAGCUCCUUAACUCGGGCUGCAGAAGCGAGUGGGAAAGAUGUGCCCAGCCCAGGGCCUGUAGCAGCCCAGGAACCCACAGCAGAUCUCACGAGCAGCAAAGACAAGUUACCAACCUCAGACUGCAACGGAACGGUCCCAUCACCAGACCCAGAGCAUGACAAAGCAGAAGGAGCAGCACAUACUAUAUCCAUGGACAGCAGCCCAAAAUGUGACAUUCCUGCUGCUGCUUCUAUGAAAAAUAGGGAGAGCGAUCCCAGAAACACCAGCUUGGAAGCCAGCCCUCCUGCAGCAAUUACGGAAACGCAAGGAGCUGCACAAAUGACUUUGAGUGAAUUAGAGGCUUUCUGGCAGGGCGAACAGCAGGACGGCACGAGGGAGCCACACGUCAUCACGUUUCCCCAGGGAGAAGAGGCAGAUGAUUUUACCGCUCAGGAGGCCAGGCGGGAGCUGGGAGUUUGGGAAGUAGGUCACCCCCAGCGCGAGAGGCAGCUAGGUAGACGGGACACAGAUGGCAGAGAGGCAGCGCUAAUGAAAAAGGAAACCUUAAUCCUCAACGAUCUGGCAACAGGAGGCUCAGAGGGUGAAAAAUGUGGAGCAAUUGUGGGCACUCAGAGUUUUGUUGAGAGAUCCGAGAGCGGUGAAGGCUCUAAUCUACAGAUGGGUGCUGUAACUGCGGCUAAAGAGAGUAAGGCAAACCCAGUUCUAUUUGGAAACACGGGAGAGCAAUCAGAAGCCUGGGCUUUAGUGUCAGAGUUGCCUUUUAACUCUCCAAAUCUCUUCCUGACACCAAAGCCAGAAGAACCUUCGAGGGAAUACACGCCUGGAAAUGACUAUCAAGAUCCAAUGAUAAGGGAAUCUGUGAAAACAGCCUCUGAAAAAAUACAACCUACUUUUCAAAAAGAACUUCAAAAGGAAGAUGAGCUUGUUAGCGCCGAGCAUUUCAGUCUGCCUGUAUUAUUUAAGCAGCAAGAGCAAAAAUCAGCUGUCACAACUGAGAGCCCAGAAGAUCAAGCCAGUAGCAACAAAAUCAUAAGAGCUGAGGAUGUGUCUAGAGGAAACACUGCACUUUCUGAAGCAGAAAGUAUUAUCAAUCCCGUGAACGAAAAUUCGCUGGUAGAUAAGAGAUUGCUGAAAAAACAUGCAUUAAGUACUUCUUGGAGCAGCUCCACAGAGCUGAAUCAAAAGGAAAGUGAUACGAGUGAAACAGGAGGAAAAAACAAAAUUCUGACAGAGGAGGUACAGGCGACAGAAACCAGUGGAGCACCUGAAGGGUCAACUGAGAUAGAAAGAGCGCUAUUGAACUCUGGUAGUAGCCAUAGCCAGGCUAUAGAAGAUACCCACUUGGGACACAAUUCCAAAGAGUUCAGUUUUUUUGAAAAGGCUCAAAAAGGUGACCAAAAGGAGGAAGCUAUGGGUAAGCACCUGACUUCAGACUGCAACUUUAAACCACCUGAAGACAAUUCACGUUCUCCUUGUUGUGGACCUGAAAGUCAAGUGACUGAAGAGAAAACAGCUGCCACAAAUGCCCUGGAGAGCAGGAGCAGCUUUCCCCUUGCAGCUCCACUGCAGUUAUACAGGGAAGAAGCCCUGUUGAGUUUUGCUUGCUUUAAUAUGGAGGCAGAAGACAAAAAUUCAGCUUUGCCAGGCUCUAAUGGGGCUGAAAAGGUUUGUUUAGCUGGUGAGCACAGUCCAGUGCUCCUGCACUCUGAGAUCAAUGAUAUUACAUACAGAGAGCAGGCUGGACCCUGGGAACUGGCUUCUGCUAAAGAAAUUAUGUUGGAGUCCCAAAGCCAAAGYGAGUGUCAAGAAAAGCCAGAGAGCUCUAGCAAGUUGGAAGAAAGUGCAGAAAUAUCCAAAACAAACCUUGAGCUUCAGGGCCUGAAUGAAUCUGCAGGGACUACGGGAUGCAUUGCUGUACAAGCUGAGGAGGCCACGCGGUUUGGGGACAACAACGAGCUGAAAGGCUGCUUACAUGAAAAGCCUUGUGGAGAUGCAGAGCAAGAGCCUGCAGCCAUACCUGAGCAAAGCACUGCUGGGAAUGGUGAGGAAAACAAGGGUAUCGUGCAGCAGGAGCACCAAAACGCAGGGAAAAGUCUUACAGAAGAAAAACUUCUGGCACUGAAAGCUGAAUGCGAAUCUGAUGUGUUGAUGCAAGCUCAGCAGGAGGGAACGGCUGCAGAAAGUCACAGCAAUUCACAGAUGGCUUGUUCAGAAACCUCAGAAAUUGUAGUAAAUCCUGCAGGGUUCRCUCCUUCACAAAUUUACCUGGAAGAAGCGGGUGGAAGCAGCGUCGGUGAAAAUAACUCCCCUUCUGAGGAAGACAAGCGUGGGUCUUGUGAGACCCUCGUAUGCAGCAUCMGGGAAUUGCAAGAAAAUGCAGAUGUUCCACCUGCCCUUCCACACAUCGAGCAACUGGAGAACUCUGUGUUUGMCACUGGGGAAAGUGGUUGGAUUUCAAAGGCAGGACUCGAACAGAAACCCCAAAGCAAUCUGGAACCUGUCACAGGAACAGCCCAUCAGGAGCACAAAGCAAAGGCUCCAAAACCUGAGCAGUUCCUGGGAUCAAAUGACAACAGCAACGUACCAGARAGGGCUCUCAGUAUUUCAAACAACCUUAAUGAAGAAUCUCCUGUGGGAGAUCCAGCGCUGUUCCAAUGCGAUGCCGACUCCCCAGAAAAACAGGGCAAAGAUGAAAGUAGGGAUAAAAUAUCAGUGGACACGUGCAGCAAUGAACACCUGCAAAAUGUUUCUGGUGUGGCCAUGCCAGACUUGCAAGAUGGCAACCAUCAAAACAAAACUGAUCUCAAGGCAGAAGAAAACUGCCUCCAUAAGCAAGGCUCAGACAAGCCCAAGCAGGAUAAUAACACUUUGAUCUCAGCUACUCCGCACGAAGAAGCAUGUCACAGUGAGAUAAUUUUUGAAGAAUCCACCAGGAAUGAACAGCCAGUCAGCACAUGCAGGACUGAAGGCAACGCUGAGGAAAGCGGUGCUGCUGCUGCAGACUCUCUUCCAGGGAYGCAGGACUCAGUAAGUGACACUUACAUAUCACAGGCUUUCCCAACCGAUCGUGAAGUACCACGGACUUACGAUAGUUCUGAGAAAAAUGACCCUCAAGCACCUAUUCCAGAAACUCGAGAGAAAAUACCAUUAAUGGCAAAAACUUUGGACACAGAGAAGAUAGAGGCUGUGACUGCUGAUGUGGGAAUCGUCCAGAAAGAUGAAAAUGUGAAGAUAAAUGGGGAGGAAAAUGCUUCUGCCACAGAACCAAGCAAUAUGAAAACGGGUACAAGCCCAGGAGCAGAAGAGUGUCCUUCGCCUUUACAGGCACCCGGGGAAGUAAUUCCCACCGAUAACUCACAUAAACCCAGCUGCAUUCAAGAGAAACCGGAGGAGCCUGAUUAUUGUCAAGCGGAUUUUACAGCUCUUUGUCCACUGACCUCUGCAUUCAAUCAUCCAAACCAGCARCCUGGAAGCAGCAAGGACACUGGUACUGCAGGGGAAUUACUAARUCAUGAGCUGGCACUAGGAGCAAGCCCAACCACCGUGCAAGGUGCCUCCGCUUUGCAGACUGCUUCAGGUCCCCAGGUGUCUGUGCACUUAGGUGCUUCAGCUGAGUUAAGCACCGGUAAAAUAAUAAAUUCAGAAAACAGCUCUGCAGGGAAUACGUAUGUGAACAUGAAAGACUUUCCAGACCAAAGUUUUCUGGCUGGAGGAGAGAAAAGUUUAACCCUGCCAGAAACUACAGGCRGCUUAUCACAGCUCAGUUUUGAGCAGCUGAAGGAAGAGGUAGCUGCAAUUAAAUCCAAAGAAAGAAAAAGUGAUGUCGGCUUCAAAGAGGAGCGAAGUGACRGUUCAUCAGAGCCUCUGUUAGCGCUCCCUCCUCCAGAGGAGAGGCUGCUGAGCCUUUCAUCUGUUGGUAAACAAGAAGGCUCUAAUGAGGAAGUCGCAGCCAAUAUCUGUCUAGAUGACAAGUGCAGUAACAUCUCGGAGAAACCUGGGAAUUCAGAUAAAAUGGAAGAUGUUUUAAAGGAGAAUAGCAUUUCUCUGCACUCUGCAGAGAACUUGGGAAGGGAGCAUGAGCUCUUGACUUGCAGCUCCCUGGGCAUCGGCUCUGGCCUCCCAGAUUUCAGGGAGCACAUCAGYCAGAUAUUUAAAAAAACUGUCCACAGCACAUUGAGUGCUGAAUUACCCCAUCUUUUACCUGAAAAUCAUGCAAGCCUCAAGCAGGAUCCAGUGGCCAAGGAUGUGGCAGAACUGUGUGGUAUGGAGAACAAUUUGCCAUCAAACAGGSUGGGCAAAGCAAUUUCAGAGAGCCCCUCAGAGCCACCUACAACCACGGAGACUUCCUGCGGACCUCCCCAGGAUAUAUUUCUACAUGAAAACACGAUGCCAGAGCUGCCACGAGCAAGUCCAGAGGAUACUGAGAAAAACAGGCAGCCAGGUAGCCCUUCAGAAAUGCUCCUCACCCUGGAUAGCUCUGCAACUGCUGAAUGUCCUUCGGAAGACCUGCAAAAUCUGGAGAAAAACGCAAAGCAUCUYGAGACUGUUGAGGUGGGAGAAAAGGAAGGCAUGGGUGCUAGUGAUGCUGAUCCUGAAUCACUAAUAAGCUUGGAGAUACAAAAGCAAGGAUCUGCUUCAUCUGAUGGGGCAGCACCUGAGAACUUUGCUGCGUAUCCUGCCAGUGAGCAGCAACCCGCCGUCACGAGCGUCUCUACAGGUGGUGUUCAGGAGAGGGACUUAGAGGCUGCUACCACGCAGGAAAAUCAUUUAAUUACGCAGCAUAAUGCAGAAACAGUUACAUGCGAAGAUGAUGUGAGUCUUCAUAGCGAACAGCGCCAGGAUCCCAAGCCUAAUGAGCAGGAGAGAAGUGGGCACAGUGAUCCAGGCACUGCCAAGAGCAUCUCGGACAUGGCAUCUCCCACACUUGCUCCAGGAGGAUUUUACAGUCAUGAGAAACCGCCAGAUAAUUUCAACGUGGUAUGUGAGGAAGAUCAGAAGACAAGUAUUCACAGCAGUCCUGUGCAUGAGAUUAAGUCUCCGAAUGACACGCAUACGAUACAAGAUGAUUCAGUAAAUAGGAAAUCCCUGGAAACAUCAGAAAAUGUACAGGAUUCACAGCAAGAAACCAAAGUUAYCAUGCAUGGGUUAAUAAAUUACUUGAAAUACGAAGUAAGCCGGGAUGAUUCCUUGCAAACUGACUCAAAACUGGAAUCUAGCAGUAUGACUGAGGGAGACGUGAAAGAAAAGAGCRACGCGGUGUUAAGCACAACAGAGGCAGGUAACAAAAAUCCCGAAGACAUCCCUAAAACAGGUCCUGCAGGGAUGUUGGUCGCUGGCGAAGGCGACUUAGCUUUAAACACGGGCACUGGAGAACAAGAGAUGGACCCACACAAAGGUGACUCUCAGAGCGUCCCUGUGGUGGAGCAGGGAGAGGGUUCUGCACGUGCGGAUUUGGCUGUUGUUCCUGAGGAUCAGCCGAGCAAGACGAAUUCCGAACGAGAGCGCUCGCCUCGGGAUGACAAAAAAAAGCCACCGGCGCCUGCAUUUCCCGAGUCCGAGGAACGUGACCUCCAUGAACCUCGAGACGUGGCCGUGGCAGGAUUACCAACUGAAAGCCCUCCUGGGCCAGGUGAUGAUACACAGUUGGCUUCUCCUAUUGAUACUCCCGAGCAACUGUUGGCUGUUUCUGCACCUUGUGGAAAUGUGGACACCCAGGAUGCCGCUGAGCUGACUGCACCAAGCUGCAAAGAACCCGGCAGCCUCCUUGCAGUUGUGCCUGAGGAUGCAGCUUUCCCUGCUGCCCCUGCUGACGCUGUAGGACCAGCUCGUGAAGAACCCGAAGGAUUCGCGGAGGAAGCAAAGAGGAGCUCCGACUCCGAAGAAGCUUUUGAGACCCCAGAGUCCACUACACCAGUAAAGGCUCCACCUUCACCCCCACAAGCAGCUCCCGAGGCGGCGGCAGCAGCGGUGGUAGCCGACACAGCCGAGCAAGAAAUAAAACCCCAGCUGCCCUUGGAGGACACAGGACUGUGUUCGGAUGCCGUGUCCAUAACUGAUGUGCCACACAGUGAAUCGGCCGAAGAAAGCCCUUUUCGUCCCCCCUCCCAUUCCUUUUCCACUGUCUUUGAUGAGGACAAACCAAUAGCCAGCAGUGGAACUUACAACUUGGACUUUGACAACAUUGAGUUGGUCGAUUCUUUCCAUGCCUUAGGACCGAGCUCUCCRGAAACUAAGAACCGUGACCCCAAAUCGAAUGUACGAAGAAAGUCUACUGAUUCAGUCCCGGUUUCCAGAUCUACGCUAUCUCGGUCUCUUAGCUUGCAAGCUAGUGAUUUUGAUGGGGUGUCUUACCUUGGCAAUAACGAGACGCUAACACCAGCAGCAGAUGCGUACAGCACUGGUUCAAGCAGUGCCUCGAGUACCCUUAAGAGGACAAAGAAAUCCAGGCCAGCUUCCGUGAAAAAGAAGCCGUCGGCUAAAAAGCCUCUAGAAGCUCCACCGGUGAAGGAAGCACCACAAGACCUGUCUGAUCUGAGCCAAGCAGACUCUGCCCCAGGUGUGGAGAAAGCAGCAUUGGAAACCAAGGUUGACUCAGAAAAACCUGAAUGUACCGAACCUCCUAAAAUCUCUGCUGAGAAUCAGGAGGCCCCAGCUGUGCCUGAAGGAUCCCAGCCCUCGGAUCCAGACAGUUUGGAAGGGACUGGUGCGUUUAGCACCGGAGGUGGCAAAGUACAAAACUCCCCCCCUGCCACUAAGAAAACGCUGCCUCUUACAACGGCGCCCGAGGCAGGGGAGGUCACUCCGCCUGACACUGGAGGAGGACAAGAGGACCCUCCAGUCAAGGGGCAGGCRGUGAGGCUCGAAUUUGAUUAUUCCGAAGAAAAGAGCGCCGGGGAAGACCAGCAAGAGAGCACUCCUCCUCCCAAAAAAGUAGGGAAAAAGCCUGGUGCCAAAAUGCCGCUACGGAGGCCAAAGACUAAAAAGCCGGUGGAGAAACUUGACAAUGCUCCGACUACGCUGACCCAGUCGCCCCCUGAUCCAAACGACAUCCCGAUCACAAAAGGCUCCUACACUUUUGAUAUUGACAAGUGGGAUGAUCCCAAUUUUAACCCCUUCUCUUCUAGUACAAAAAUGCAAGAAUCUCCCAAACUGCCUCAACAGACCUACAGUUUUGAGCCAGACAUGUGUGAGGACUCUAUUGACCCUUUUAAGUCUUCUUCUAAGAUAGCCAGCUCACCUUCUAAAUCUCCAGCCUCUUUCGAGAUACCUGCCAGUGCCAAUGAAACAAAUGGAACCGAAGGAGAAAACUUAAAUAAACCUGCAAAAAAGAAGAAGACGCCGCUAAAGACGAUGGUAGAAGAUGUGAUGUCUGUAUGUUCUCUGUUUGAUACAUUUAGGGUGAAAAAAUCACCAAAAAGAUCCCCAUUAUCUGAUCCUCCUUCUCAGGAUCCCACUCCACUGCCAACUCCAGAAACGCCUCCCGUCAUAUCCGCGGUGGUUCACGCGACGGAUGAGGAGAAACUGGCAUCUUCAGUGACCGGCCAGAAAUGGACCUGCAUGACUGUGGACCUGAACGCGGAUAAACAGGAUUACCCGCAACCCUCAGACCUGUCCACGUUCGUUAACGAGACUAAAUUCAACUCUCCCACAGAGGAAUUGGAAUAUGGCAACUCAUAUGAAAUAGAAUAUAUGGAGAAAAUAGGCUCCUCUGUGCCUCAGGAUGACAACACAGCUAAGAAACAAUCUUUAUACUUGAUGUUUGACGCGCAGCAAGAGAGCCCAGUCAAGUCACCUCCCGUCAGACUGUCGGAGUCCACGACGCCGUGCUCGGGGUCAAGUUUUGAAGACCCUGAGACCCAGCAAUCCUCUGGGAUGAAAAUACAGCAUCCAGCCUCCCGAGUGCUCGCUGCCAGCCAGGAGGCACACUUACAGUCCCCUGACAAAUCAAAGCAGAAAGACCUCGAGCCCAUGACUCUAGGAACAGUUUCAGAGAGCAUUGAAAUAACAUCCCCUGAGGACUCCUUUGUCUCUGCGGACGCUCUGCUCAAUAGGAUAUCUAAGAAAACGGCAAUAUGUGAUCAGCCUGAAUAUCUAGAUCCUGACUUAGCAGAAAAGAACCCCCCCGUAUUUGCUCAGAAACUUCAGAGAGAGCCUGCCAUCCCAGCAGAUGUUUCCAUCUCUAAAAGUGCUCUGUACUCCCGGAUCGGCACCUCGGAGGUGGAAAGCUCCCCAAGUCUUCUCUACCCCCAGCAAGACUUGGACUCYGCACUGCGACUCGCCAGAGCAGAGAUUGUGACCAAGGAAAGAGAAGUAGCUGAGUGGAAAGAGAAAUAYGAAGAAAGCAGAAGGGAAGUGAUGGAAAUGAGGAAAAUAGUUUCGGAAUAUGAGAAGACGAUUGCUCAGAUGAUAGGCAAGCCUGAGGAUGAGCAGAGGGAGAAGUCCGUGUCCCAUCACACUGUUCAACAGCUGAUUGUGGAGAAGGAACAAGCUUUAGCAGAUCUGAACUCAGUGGAGAAAUCCCUGGCAGAUCUUUUCAGGAGAUACGAAAAAAUGAAAGAAGUGCUGGAGGGGUUUCGGAAGAAUGAAGAAGUGUUAAAGAAAUGUGCACAGGAGUAUUUAUCACGAGUAAAGAAAGAAGAACAGAGGUACCAAGCUCUCAAAAUUCACGCUGAAGAAAAACUGGACAGAGCCAACGCCGAAAUUGCACAGGUGAGAGGCAAGGCUCAGCAGGAGCAGGCUGCCUACCAGGCCAGCCUUCGCAAGGAGCAGCUCAAGGUGGAUGCAUUGGAAAGGACACUGGAACAAAAGAACAAAGAGAUUGAAGAAUUAACAAAGAUUUGUGAUGAACUGAUUGCCAAAAUGGGGAAAAGCUAACUUUUAACCAAAUUUCUGGACUUCGAUAUUGAGUGCAAUAUGACCAUUGGCACACUGAUGUCCAUACAUUUAUGUGGACAGGUUAUAUUUUCACUUUUUCGUAUGCACUACUGUAUUUUCUUUCUAAAUAAAGUUGAUUUAAUUGUAUGCAGUACUAAGAUGACUAUCAAAAUUUCUUGCUAUUGUUUGCAUUUUCAYAGUAUAAUUCAUAGCAAGUUGAUCUCAAAAUUCCUGUAUCAGGGAGAUUGUCAAGUUCUCUAAUAAAUUACRAAUUGCUGAUCCUAGCCUUCCCUUUGUACAUGAGUUCCCAUGUUGGAUGUCUUUUGGAUUUAAUAUAAACAUGUAUUACUUGCAUGGGGACUCUUGCCUUAAGGAGUGUAAACUUUAUCUGCAUUUGCCGAUUUGUAAAAUAAAACUAAAAAUGAAAAAAGUAA
Nothoprocta perdicaria is the source of this 9467-nucleotide messenger RNA. It is a transcript of the gene TACC2, whose product is annotated as transforming acidic coiled-coil containing protein 2. Gene Ontology annotation, biological process: cerebral cortex development; cell population proliferation; mitotic spindle organization. Gene Ontology annotation, cellular component: cytoplasm. The transcript is spliced from 20 exons. The coding region runs from base 1 to 9033 and encodes 3010 amino acids. The record is from RefSeq and is a predicted model, not a curated record. NCBI's taxonomy places the organism in Eukaryota, Metazoa, Chordata, Aves, Tinamiformes, Tinamidae.